Pongo pygmaeus (Bornean orangutan) is the source of this 2450-nucleotide messenger RNA. RefSeq names its product zinc finger protein interacting with K protein 1 (gene ZIK1). Bases 493 to 1899 code for a protein of 468 amino acids. The record is from RefSeq and is a predicted model, not a curated record. Gene Ontology annotation, molecular function: DNA-binding transcription factor activity; RNA polymerase II cis-regulatory region sequence-specific DNA binding. Gene Ontology annotation, biological process: regulation of transcription by RNA polymerase II. NCBI's taxonomy places the organism in Eukaryota, Metazoa, Chordata, Mammalia, Primates, Hominidae. The transcript has 4 exons.
GGCGGUCAUUUUUGCAGCGCUUGGGUGCAUCCAGACCGUCAGAGCUUUGGGAGCGCUUUGUUUGGCGAGAGUCGGAAGGCGCGAGGGGAGGGGUCCUCCCGCUGAACAGUGGGGGAUCUAAGGGUCGGCGGCGGCGGGGUUGACGGCUUUGCCUAGGUCCCCGCGCCUGUAGCUGUCGGGUCCCGGCCCCGCUCUGCCCACAGACUCCGAUGGCUGCGGCCGCGCUGAGGGCCCCGACUCAGGUGAGCGCUGCCUCUACUGGGCCUCACCCUCCUUCAUCCCCAAAUUAGUGCCUUCUUGGGUCGCUACGGUCGAGAUCCUCAUGUCCAGUACAGUGGGGGCUCGUGGGUGGGGUCCCUAUUUCCAGAACUUGGGUGAUGAGGCACGGAAGAGGGUGACAGGCAAAGGGACCAGCGUUUCUAAACUCUUGGAGAUACAGUGAAGAAGGUUCAUACCUGGAGUGCCAAGGUUACUGUGUCUCCAGAAACACAUAUGGACCUCACAAAGGGCUGUGUGACCUUUGAGGACAUCGCCAUUUACUUCUCACAGGACGAGUGGGGACUUCUUGAUGAGGCUCAGAGACUCCUGUACCUUGAAGUGAUGCUGGAGAACUUUGCCCUUGUAGCCUCACUGGGUUGUGGCCAUGGAACAGAGGAUGAAGAGACACCUUCUGACCAGAAUGUUUCUGUAGGAGUGUCACAGUCAAAGGCAGGUUCAUCCACACAGAAGACUCAAUCCUGUGAAAUGUGUGUCCCAGUCCUGAAAGAUAUUUUGCAUCUAGCUGAUCUCCCUGGGCGGAAACCAUACUUGGUUGGAGAAUGUACAAACCAUCACCAGCACCAGAAGCAUCACAGUGCAAAGAAAUCCUUGAAGAGGGACAUGGACAGAGCCUCAUAUAUGGAGUGCUGCCUAUUCCGUAUGUCAUUGAAGCCCUUUCGCAAAUGGGAGGUUGGAAAGGACCUCCCAGCCAUGUUGGGGCUUCUGAAGUCCCUGGUCUUUCCUGGAGGCAAGAAACCCAGCACAAUUACUGAAUGUGGAGAGGACAUUCGCAGUCAAAAAAGUCAUUACAAGUCAGGUGAAUGUGGGAAGGCUUCCAGGCACAAACACACUCCUGUUUACCAUCCAAGAGUCUACACUGGAAAAAAGCUUUAUGAGUGUAGCAAAUGUGGGAAAGCCUUCCGUGGCAAGUACUCACUUGUUCAGCACCAGAGAGUCCAUACUGGAGAAAGGCCUUGGGAGUGCAAUGAAUGUGGAAAAUUCUUUAGCCAAACCUCCCACCUGAAUGACCAUCGGAGAAUCCACACCGGAGAAAGGCCUUAUGAGUGCAGCGAAUGUGGAAAAUUAUUUAGACAAAACUCCAGCCUUGUUGACCACCAGAAAAUACACACUGGAGCAAGGCCUUAUGAGUGUAGCCAGUGUGGGAAAUCCUUUAGCCAAAAAGCCACCCUUGUUAAACACCAAAGAGUUCACACUGGAGAAAGGCCUUAUAAGUGUAGUGAAUGUGGGAAUUCCUUUAGUCAAAGUGCCAUUCUUAAUCAACACCGAAGAAUUCACACUGGAGCAAAGCCUUAUGAGUGUGGCCAAUGUGGGAAAUCCUUUAGUCAAAAAGCUACCCUCAUUAAACACCAGAGAGUUCACACUGGAGAAAGGCCUUAUAAGUGUGGUGACUGUGGGAAAUCCUUUAGUCAAAGCUCCAUCCUUAUUCAACACCGGAGAAUUCAUACUGGAGCAAGGCCUUAUGAGUGUGGCCAGUGUGGAAAGUCCUUUAGCCAAAAGUCUGGUCUCAUUCAACACCAAGUGGUUCACACUGGAGAAAGGCCUUAUGAGUGCGACAAAUGUGGGAAUUCCUUUAGCCAAUGCUCCAGCCUCAUACAUCACCAAAAAUGUCAUAACACAUAGAGGCAUCAUGAAUGCAGCAAAUGUGGAAGCGCCUUCAACUCAAGAUCUAUCAUCAUUUAGCUCCUGAAAGUCCACACUUAAGUAGAGCCUUAGACCUACAGGGAAUGUGCUGUCCCUGUAGUAUUGUAGCAGUAGAGAGCCUUUGUGAGGGAGCCAUCUGCCUGAAAUUGAACCUCAUUCUUCCUUGUUUCUCUGGUAGAAACCGUCUACCCUCUACCACCUUGCACAGUGGGCAAUGGUCACCCCUAUGUGCUAAGACAAGGCAGACAUCUGUGUGUUCUCUUGUCUUUGGAGGAAAUCUUGAGCAAUCUAAGCCAUUAGAGAAAAUUCAUUCUUUUUUCUGACUGAUCACAGCAUACAUGUGACCCAGUUUUGGUCAGGAGGGCCCAGCCUUGGUUCUGCUGGACACAUGUGCAAGGAUUCCCUUCAUGUAAAUUCUUGGUCUCACAUGACACUUGGUCAUCCUUCCAGCCUCCAAGUCACCAUGUGGUGAAUGGCUGCCUCACAUUGCUCCAGUUUGUGCACUAAUAAAAGCCUUAUAUUUGAAUCUA